UUCAGCGCACCAAAAGUUGUCAAGCGUUUCUUUUUUUUUUCCUUUAUUAAGCUUCAGUCGACGGUCCGAGUGCUUUGUGAACUGACUGACCAGCUACAAAAAGAAGAAGAGGGUUAUGAAUUCGUUCGGUAACGGCAUGUUACCGCAACAACAGCAACAGCAAGCUUCGCCAAAUGGUCCUCAAGCAACACCACCUAAUGCCGCAGGUCCUGGAAUGUUCAACAAGGAACGAAUGAACGGUUUGGUUCAGCGUCUUACAUUCCUGCAACGCCAAGGUGCCAAUGAAGAAAAUAGUCAAGAAUUUGCGCACAUUAUGCAAAUUCUGAGGAAUUACCAAGCACAACAAAAGUUACAACAACACCGAUUACAGCAACAACAGCAACAGCAGCAGCAACAAGCAAUGUCACCAUUCCAGCAAUCUCCAAUGUCGCCUGUCCAAGUACCUUCACAGCAACAGCAGCAACCGCAACAGCGACCACCACCAGCAGUUCCACAGCCCAUGAUGCCACCACAACACUUGGCACAACAGCAACAGGCACCUCAUCCUCAAGGAGCCAUGGAUCCCAAUGUUGCUGCUGCGGGUGCUGUACCUCCUGUGCCGCCACAACACUCGGUGUUCACACAAAGCCAACUCGGUGCAUUAAAAUACCAGAUCCUCGCAUACAAGCUGAUUUCCAAGAACAUGCCUUUACCAGAUCAUAUCCAACAAGCUGUUCUAUCACCUUUAACAAUUGCAUCGUCGUCAUCCUUAUCAUCCCCCCAUGCAGCAGCAGGAGUAGCAGUAGAUGAGCAGCACCAACUUGUUGUUCCCAAUGGUGCUACGAACAUGGCAUCAGCGCCGCCUGGUGUGGUGCCCAGCAGAUCAUCGGCUACGCCAGGUAUAUCACCGUCUGCGUCUGCCACUCAUGCUGCUGUUACUGCCGCUGCAGCAACCCGAUCUGCAUCUCCACAACGACCGCCGCUACCUCCUUCUUCUCAUCCUCAACAUCCACAACAACAGCAACCGUCAUUCCCUCCUGCAGCAGCAAUACCACCACCACCACUACCAACAACAACAAUAACAACAAAAGCAGAAUAUAACGCGUACGCGUCACCUUAUAGCAUGAUGAAGAAACCUAUAAGUUCUUACGCUCAUGCGUCGCGUCAACACCGGCAAUUAAUUCCAAGUAUCACACCAUGUGGCAUGGAUAGUUAUGAGUUUGCCGAGGGACGCGAACGAUUAAUCGAUACACGUAUUAAAGCUCGCAUGAACCAGCUCGGAAAGCUGUCAGGAUCAAUGAUGGACAAAUUGUCGGGUUCCUAUUCUCCAUCGACGACGACGACGACGACGACAGAUGCUACUCGUCGAAGAACAUCGUUACAGACGCUGAUCGAACUGAAAAGUUUAAGGCUUCUUAGUAAACAGAAACAGAUGCGUCAAGAACUUGUUCAAGGCAUUUCAAAAUCCUCAACCCUGGCCGCCAUGAUGGACCGUUCCACGUACCGUCGCCUCAAACGGCAGUCCUUACGCGAAGCACGGAUGGUUGAAAAACUCGAACGACAACAACGCAUCGACUUGGAAAACAAAAAGAAACAACGACAUUUGGAUCAACUACAACUGAUUUGUGACCACGGGCGAAACUUGAUAAGCACCCAACGUACGUGGCAGUCCAAGCAAUCGAAACUGGGGCGUGCGGUUAUUCAGUAUCAUCAACAUGUGGAAAGGGAGGAACAGAAGCGGAUUGAAAGGAUCUCAAAGGAGCGUAUGCGGGCCUUAAGGAACGAUGAUGAAGAGGCGUACAUGAAAUUGAUUGACACGGCCAAGGAUACGCGGUUGACCCAGUUGUUGAAACAGACAGACAACUUCUUGGGAUCGCUUACGCAGGCAGUGGUGGAUCAGCAGAAUGAUGCGUCCCAACGAGAAAAUGAAUAUCUUGUUCAAGAUGAUACUGAGGACAAGGAUUCCAAGGUUGAUUAUUUUAAAGUCACACAUCGCGUCAAGGAAGAAGUAUCACAGCCUAACCUUUUGGUGGGCGGAACUUUGAAAGAUUAUCAGAUCAAGGGUUUGCAAUGGAUGGUCUCCUUGUUCAAUAACCACUUGAAUGGUAUUCUUGCUGAUGAAAUGGGUCUUGGCAAAACAAUCCAGACGAUCAGUCUGAUCACCUAUCUUAUUGAACGGAAACGGCAGAAUGGUCCUUUUCUGAUCAUUGUACCACUGUCCACAUUGACAAACUGGUCGCUGGAAUUUGACAAAUGGGCGCCUUCUGUUAAAACGAUUGUAUACAAGGGCACGCCACCCGUGCGUCGAGAAUUGCAAAUGGAUAUCCGUCGUGGCGAUUUUCAGGUCUUGUUGACGACGUUUGAUUACAUCAUCAAGGAUCGACCAUUGUUGAGCAAGACCAAGUGGUUGCAUAUGAUUAUUGACGAAGGUCAUCGUAUGAAGAACGUCAAUUCUAAAUUGACAGUAGUCCUGCGACAGUACUACAAUACACGCUAUCGUAUCAUUCUAACCGGCACUCCUCUUCAGAACAAUCUACCAGAAUUAUGGGCCUUGUUGAACUUUAUCCUACCCAAAAUUUUCAAAAGUGUAAAGACAUUUGAAGAAUGGUUCAACACACCGUUUUCAUAUCAAGGCGUCUCGGACAAGAUUGAUCUGAACGAAGAAGAACAGCUUCUGAUCAUCAAACGUCUUCACAAAGUCUUGCGUCCAUUCUUGUUGCGUCGUCUAAAGAAGGAUGUCGAGUCGGAAUUGCCCGACAAGGUCGAACGCGUGAUCAAGUGCAAGUUGUCGGCUCUUCAGGCCAAGCUGUAUCACCAAAUGAAGAAGAAUGGUCGCAUGUACACAUCAAUCAAUGAGAAAGGAAAAAUGGGAGUCAAGGGUCUCAAUAACACAAUCAUGCAAUUACGUAAGAUCUGUAACCAUCCGUUUGUGUAUGAGGAGGUGGAAAACACGAUCAACCCGAGUGGACUGUCGAACGAGUUCCUCUAUCGCGUAUCCGGCAAAUUCGAGCUAUUGGACAGAACAUUGCCAAAAUUACGAGAAACUGGACAUAGGGUGUUAAUUUUCUUCCAAAUGACCCAAGUCAUGUCCAUCAUGGAAGACUUUAUGAAUUAUCGAGGAUACCGUUACUUGCGCUUGGAUGGCUCUACCAAGGCCGAUGAUCGAUCGCAAUUACUACAAGUCUUUAACUCACCCGACUCACCCUACUUUGUCUUUUUAUUGAGUACCCGCGCUGGUGGUUUGGGUCUCAACCUGCAGACAGCCGACACGGUUAUUAUCUUUGACUCGGACUGGAACCCUCAUCAAGAUUUACAAGCCCAGGACCGUGCUCAUCGAAUUGGCCAAACCAAAGAAGUUCGCAUUUUCCGUUUGAUCUCGGCCAACUCUAUUGAGGAAAAUAUCUUGGCUCGAGCAAACUAUAAGCUGGAUAUUGAUGGCAAAGUCAUUCAGGCGGGUAAAUUCGAUAACCGUAGUACGGAUGAAGAUCGUGAAGCCUUCUUGCGAACUUUACUGGAAGAUAAAAGUGACGAACAUGACGACGAAGACGACGUUCAAGAAGAAAUAGACGAUGAAGAACUGAACGAAAUGCUGAAGCGGUCUGAUCAAGAACUAGUCAUCUUUAAUCGAAUCGAUGCGGAGCGCGAACGAGCUGAAGCCGACUAUUAUCGACAAAAAGGUCGUCGUGGUCGCAAACACGAUCGUUUAAUACAGGAAGACGAAUUACCAGAAGUGUAUCGUUAUGAAGAUGCUUUCGCUGAAGACGUUUCGCCAUUACUUGAAUAUGGUCGUGGUCAACGUGUCCGAGACACAGUUCGUUAUGAUGAUGGAUUGACCGAAGAACAAUGGGUGAAUGCGCUCGAGGAUGAAAAUAUCGACUUGGAUGACCUGAUUGCAAGAAAGGAAGCACGGCGACGUAAAGCGGCUGGGUUGCCUCCUUUGGAAGAUUCGGCGUCAUUAAACAAGAAACGGGGUCGGCCAAAGAAGGGAGAACCAGAUUACAGCAGCAGCAGUAGUAGCAAGAAGAAAAGUCGGCAAAAGAAGGACGACAAAUCUGCUUCGGAUCCUUUGUCGCCACCACUCAGACAACAACUUACUCGGAUAUUUGACGCAUGUUACAAGGCAGUCGAGGAAUCGACCGAGGAGGAUGAAGAGACCUACCGUAAACGAUGCACGCUGUUUAUGGAUCUUGUCAGCAAGCGCGACUAUCCCAUCUACUAUACCAUGAUCAAGAGCCCUAUCGCAAUGAAAAUGAUCAAAAAGCGAAUCCAUUCCCCGUAUUACCGGAACGUUGCGCAAUUCCGGAAUGAUUUCCACCUGAUGUUUGACAAUGCAAGGACGUUUAACGAGGAAGGUUCGAUCGUAUACGAGGAUGCAGACGAAAUAAAAUAUUCGAUGCCAAACUUGCCGAACUCUGUCCUUACGGUCAACUACCUCCACUACCGUCGCCUGAAGGUCAGCAGCAGCAGCAACUUCAGCAAGGUGCUGCCGUCGCCGCACAGAUGCCCGGAGUGUAUAAAACGAACAACAGUCAUAAUACCAACGUACCUAUUCAUGCUGCAACUCAUCCUACUAUGAGCUCAAAUACGAUGCCUACAGCCAAAAACUUUAAGACCCACAAAGCCCAACAUCAACGAAAACAGCAUGCAGCAGCGACAACAGAUUACGAUGAAGAGGAGGAACCGGAGGACGACGAUGAACCAGAAGACGAUGACGACGAAUACAAUGAAUGAUUGAACCUGAUAUAACACACGCACACACACAUGAAAAGAAAGGUGAAAAGCUAACAAAAAGUCAAGAAGAGGGCUGUAUAUAAAUUCUUCUUCCCUCUCUCUCUUAUCCCUUUGCUUAUAAAAUGUCUCUUUUUCCCCUUUGUCUUUUUCUCUCUUUCUUGCACGACAACCCACAAGCAUAUCUAAAUACACUUUUUCUUUUUU
Zychaea mexicana is the source of this 4914-nucleotide messenger RNA. RefSeq names its product SNF2 family N-terminal domain-containing protein. The coding region runs from base 116 to 4555 and encodes 1479 amino acids. The record is from RefSeq and is a predicted model, not a curated record. Gene Ontology annotation, biological process: positive regulation of transcription by RNA polymerase II. The transcript has 13 exons. Gene Ontology annotation, cellular component: nucleus. Gene Ontology annotation, molecular function: DNA binding; ATP-dependent chromatin remodeler activity; ATP binding. Lineage: Eukaryota; Fungi; Mucoromycota; Mucoromycetes; Mucorales; Lichtheimiaceae.